Molecule: messenger RNA, 1365 nt
Organism: Aspergillus calidoustus
Lineage: Eukaryota; Fungi; Ascomycota; Eurotiomycetes; Eurotiales; Aspergillaceae
Source: the annotation of a GenBank genome assembly
AUGGAGUCGAUCUCGCCGGUGUACUCAGCGGCCACAGGGCCGGAGAGACGCUACUCUCCACCAUGGGCUGACCUGAGUAUCAUCGGUAUUGCUGGUAGUUCCGGCUCUGGAAAGACCUCUGUUGCGAUGGAGAUUGUCAAGUCCUUGAAUCUGCCCUGGGUGGUCAUUCUCGUAAUGGAUUCGUUCUACAAAAGCUUGACUCCGGAGCAGCAUGCCAAAGCACACGCGAACCAGUUUGAUUUUGAUAGUCCAGACUCGAUCGAUUUCAAUGCUUUGGUGCAAUGCCUCCGAGAUCUCAAGCAAGGAAAGAAGGUAGACAUUCCUGUCUAUUCGUUCGUUGAACAUCAACGGCAAAGGCAUACCACGCCUUUAUACUCGCCCCAUGUUUUGAUCCUCGAGGGCAUUCUAGCUCUUCACGAUCCGCGGAUCAUGGACCUACUAGAUGUGAAAAUCUUCGUAGAGGCGGAUAUGGACGUUUGUUUAGGACGCAGAGUUCUACGUGACGUCAAGGAACGAGGCCGAGACAUUGAUGGAAUCAUCAAGCAGUGGUUCAACUUUGUCAAGCCUUCAUACAAGAAAUUCGUUGAGCCCCAGCGGUCAGUUUCAGACAUUAUAAUUCCACGAGGCAUCGAGAACAAAACAGCCAUUGGCAUGGUUGUACAACAUAUACAACGAAAGCUCGAAGAAAAGUCAGAGAAGCACAGUGCAACCCUCCAGGAGCUCCGGCUCAUUGCGUCAGAGGAAAAGCUUUCGCCUAAUGUCGUGAUCAUGCCGCAAACACCACAAUUUGUUGGCAUGCAUACAAUCCUUCAAAACCCAGAUACGGAGCAAGUCGACUUUGUGUUCUACUUUGACAGGCUGGCUUCGUUACUCAUUGAGAAGGCCCUAGACGGUACAACAUAUACUGCCAAGGAAGUCGAGACACCUCAACACAACAAAUACAACGGCCUAGGCCAAGAAGGCAUCGUAUCCGCCGUCGCAAUCUUACGGGGCGGUUCAUGCCUCGAAACAGCUCUCAAGCGGACAAUCCCUGAUUGCAUCACGGGCCGCGUGCUCAUCCAAACGAACGAGCGCAACGAAGAGCCCGAGUUACAUUACCUCAAACUACCUCCCGGCAUUGAGCAGCACUCUACCGUCAUGCUCCUUGACCCGCAAAUGUCCAGCGGAGGGGCCGCUCUUAUGGCGGUCCGUGUCUUGAUUGACCACGGUGUUGUAGAGGAGAGGAUUGUCUUUGUAACCUGUGCCGCUGGUAGAUCCGGUCUCCAGAGACUUGCUGCUGUAUAUCCCCGGACCAAAAUUAUCGUCGGAAGGAUUGAGGAGGAGAGGGAGCCGAGAUGGAUGGAGACCAGGUAUCUUGGAUGCUGA